Messenger RNA from Thermothelomyces thermophilus ATCC 42464, 3848 nucleotides. Its product is annotated as TAF1-like protein. Gene Ontology annotation, cellular component: transcription factor TFIID complex. The record is from RefSeq and is a predicted model, not a curated record. Gene Ontology annotation, biological process: RNA polymerase II preinitiation complex assembly; transcription by RNA polymerase II. Lineage: Eukaryota; Fungi; Ascomycota; Sordariomycetes; Sordariales; Chaetomiaceae. The transcript is spliced from 3 exons. The coding region runs from base 239 to 3691 and encodes 1150 amino acids. Gene Ontology annotation, molecular function: RNA polymerase II general transcription initiation factor activity; histone acetyltransferase activity; TBP-class protein binding.
GCGGUAACAAGCAGCAGGGCUUCUCCAACUCGCUUCGAUCGGUCGGCCGCCCCUUCUUUCUGCGCAACCGCCGCGAGUCGCUGCUGUAUUAGACUCUGUCUUGCACACAGCGCCGCGUCUUGCUAACGCUGCUAACACUCCAGCGUUGAGUAUCAUGAUCUAGCAGUCCGCGCCUCGCGCAGCGCCCGGAGAACGUCGAGGCCAUCGCGAAACCUGAUAAUCCGACGCCGACAUCAUCAUGGCUCCCGACGGAGACCCCGACUUUGACACUCUCAACGAUGAGGAUUGGAAAGUUCAAGAGGCCCGUGAUGAUGCCGCUAUCCAAGAAAUUCAGAAGGGCCUCGCGAGCGGCGUCGGCGAGUUCCUUAGCAAAAUCGAGCAGGGCGCCUCGUUCGAUCAGGCCGGCAAGGCCGACGAUGCCGUCGACUACGAGGAUAUCGAUCUCAGCGACGAUGAAUUACCCGACGAGGAACCUCCCGCGAGCGGUGCUAGCGGCGAGGGCCCCGGCUUGACCGACGAUAAUGACGACGACGACGACCUGUUUGGCGAGAACUUGCCCUCGUCGCCCGCGGGCGCCAACGGUGAUGUCGCGUCGUCCCCCCAUCCGAUGAGCGCCGACGAUGAAGACCGCAUGGACGUUGACGAGCGACCGCGCGAGUCUCUCGAAGACCUUAUCGCUCUCAACUUUGAUCACGGGCCGAAGCCGAGCGACGCAAACCAAGAUCCCAAUAUCCCGCCUCCGGCCGAGAGCCUUGCCGAAGCCGUGAAACAAGCGUUCCCGGGAUUCAAAGAAAAUGCCGUUCUGCCCUGGAACCAGAUCCUCCGCCCGAAGCAGGCUCACUGGAUCUCCAAGAAACCCGUCAAGCCACCGAAACCGCUGGUACCAACAAAGCUCAGCCUGGAUCUCGAAGCCGACCAAGAAAAGCUGUUCCGAAUCCCCGGUCCCGCUCAGUCAUCCGUUUACCAGAGGAUUCGGGAUGCCGAAGGCCGCGGCCUCAUCUCCCUCGAGGAACCCGAGCCGCUCGAACAAGCGGACCUCGAGGUCUUCAACUUGGAAGACGAUUCCGAUUCGGAGGUCGUCGGAGGCUACACCCUCCGUGACAUCGCCCUGGUGUGUGACGACUGGGAUUCGAUGAUCCGCCUAGGCGACACCCUCCCAAAUCGGGCCCCGUCCCCGGCCGAAUCCGAGCACGUCCCCGACAAUAUGCUCAUUAAGACUGAGCUUGACGGCGAUGAUGAAGAUUGGGACAGGAUGUUCCUCGACGCCCCGCCUAAGAAGCGGCGCAGGGAGACUCCAAAGGGCCUUCCUCCCAUUCCGCGGUUCACCGCGCCCAACUUUGACAACUUCGAGGAGGCCACCUCUAAGCUGGGCAAGCGUGUCAUUCUCGACAUGAACGAUCCCUAUCUCCUUAUUGAUGAUGUCGAAUCGGAGCGCGUCGCCAAGAGACGCAAGGUACAGCACAAGAUGGUGCGGAUGGCCAACGGGCGCCUCGGCCGCGACCUGUCGCAACGGUUCAACUUCUCAUCGGACACCGCUUACGACGCGUUGAAGGAGAACAGCCAGAGCAAGGUCCGCGCUACGCUGGCCUCCAUUCCGGUCGAGCACAGCAUGACAGCAAAGAGGCUAUCGUGGCCCUACUAUAAGGUGAAGCUGUCCGCCAGCGAUCCUCACAGCUACCAUCGGCCCCAGUUCCAGCCGAAGAAGGACGCGUUCACUUUUGUCAAGUUCAAGCCUCCGACCGUGAAGAAGAAGAAGCAGCUCAAGGGCAAGCGCAUACCGGAAAUCUUCCAGACUUCUUCGGAUCUCACCAUGAACGACAACUCGACCGCGAUUCUCUUUGAGUACUGCGAGGAGAUCCCCAUCGUCCUGUCCAACUUUGGCAUGGGUCAGAAGAUAAUCAACUACUACCGCCGCUCCAAAGGCACCGAUGCCAGGCCGGAAAAGCGGGAGCUUGGAGAGCCCUACAUCUUGAUGCCGGAAGACCGCUCGCCCUUUGCCAUGGUCGGCCAGGUCCACCCCGGCGAGACGGUUCCCACGCUGCACAACCAGAUGUUCCGUGCUCCCAUCUUCAAGCACACGCCGAGGAGCACCGAUUUCAUCCUGGGCCGGAGCACCACGGGCAGAAACGGGUCGACGUGGUACCUACGCAACAUUGAUCACCUCUUCGUCGUGGGACAGAUCUUGCCGUCGAUGGAAGUGCCCGGGCCCCAUUCUCGGCGUGUCACGAACAUUGCCAAGAACCGGCUGAAGAUGGUGUCUUACCGGCUUUUACAUCGCAGUGAUAACGUGACCUUGACCGACAUCACUCGCCAUGUGGCCGACUCCAACGAGUCGCAAAACCGUCAGAAGCUCAAGGAGUUCCUGGUCUUCCGCAAGGAACAGAGGAACUGGGUGCUUCCCGAAGGCGAGGAACUCAUGCCCGAGUCCGAGAUACGAGAGCUCGUCCGUCCGGAAGAGGUCUGCCUUCUCGACGCCAUGCAGGUGGGAGCGCACGAGCUUGAGAACGGCGGGUACGAGAUCAACGACGCAAUGUUCAAGGACGAUGACGUGAUGGAGGGCGACGAGCUGCCGCCGGAUGCUCUUGCUAACAAAAUGGCUCCGUGGCGGCUCACCAAGGCCUUCAUCGACGCCAGCCACGGCAAGGCUAUGAUUGCCGUUCACGGCCCGGGGGACCCGACAGGCAAAGGCCUCGGCGUCAGCUACCUACGAACCUCGAUGAAAGGCGGCUUCCUGGAGCAGCUUCAUGGUCCACUUGCGACGUCUGCCGAUGCCAUAGAGCGACAACGAAAGGCCAACGGCGGCCACAUGUACAAUGUCAAGAACCAAGACAACCUCUACACCGAGUCCCUGAGGGACAUUUGGAAUCGGCAGAAGCAGAGCCUAGAAGAUACUCAGGAGCACGACGACGACGACGUCCUUGCCCAAGAGGACGAGGACGAGCGGUUCAACGUGCACAGCCAGCCGGCCCAGUCCGCGGCCGCCGCCGACGGCCAGAGUGUGGUGAGCCAGAGCCAGGCUAGCGCCCUGAACUGGCGCAAGCUGAAGAUCAUCCGCGAGGUCAAAGGCGAGAACGGCGAGGUUCAGAUGGUCACCGAGAUCGUGCACGACCCGGUCGUCAUCGCGCAAUAUAAUAAGCGGCGGCGGCAAAUGGAAUUCGAGAACAUUGACAUCUACAACGUCCAGCUUACCGGCGAUCCGGAGAAGGAUGAGCUCAUUCUCGAGAAGGCCCGCAUCGAACAGGAGCGCCUGGAAAAGAACAAAGAGCGGCGUAAGAAGCGCGAGAAACAAAAGAAGCUCCAGCAAAAGAUGCGCGAAGGUGGUAUUCCUGGCGACGACGACUCGCCCGAGCCGUCUACGGAAAAGGUGACUGGCACAACCAGGAAGUGUGCCAACUGCGGCCAGGUCGGCCACAUCAAGACCAACAAGAAGUAUGUAUGCCCCUGCUCUGGGAAGGAAGCACCUCGACCCCGUAACAAAGCCCUGUCCGAUGGCGGCAAGUACCCAAAGUUUCGCAAGCGCGACGGUUGGCGGCCUACCCAGAACCCACGCAUGGGUGACAAGUUUUGGGAUCCCCGUUGCUGGGACAAGCGCUCCUUCGAGGACAACAUGGAGCCACACCCGCCUUCCAAAGGCAAGGAGAAGCACGUAACGUGGGAAGAUGCCGAGGAUUGGGGUUCUGGCGACGAGUAGCCUUUGACCUCUGAGCCAGACCCAUUCUUUCUCGCGUAGACAGAACCGCGUUACCGGAGGAAACAACCAAGGCUUGUUAAUGAGGAGGCUCAGUGAGCCUCGGAGUCGGAGCCAACUAGUUACCUCUCGUGAGCUCAAGGAGCUCAAGAGGGAGGAC